AUGAUAAUUAAUUAACGUUAAAGGCUCAAUAUAGAGACUAUAUAUCAUACAUUAAUAGUUUUAUUUCUGUAUUCUUCCCAUAUUGCAAAGCUGUAUCUACUUAAUAAUUAUCCCGAGUGUGAAUUCUUGAACACCGAGGCCGACAGGCCGUACAUUAGUAGCAUUAGUAGCAUUAUCAUCAUUAGUCGGUCAUCAGUUGUUGCUUGUUAAAUUUCUAUUUUCAACAUGUACUUUAUGAUAUUUUAUAUAAAAGUUGUUCAAGGGUCAAGGACAUGAAUUUGUGAGGUAAAUUUAAGUUAAAAUAGUGUACAUUUAAUAAAUUAAUCAGUUAUAAAAUGGGAAACCGAUCAUCUUUAUUGCUACGCAAAGAUGAAAUUGCUCAAAUUAGAAAUGAAACUGGAUUUACUGCAAAUCAAAUAGAACGUUUAUACAGCAGAUUUACAAGUUUAGAUAGAGGAGAUUUAGGUACACUAAGUAGGGAAGAUUUAUUACGUAUACCCGAAUUAGCUAUAAAUCCUCUAGGGGAAAGAAUAGUCGAUCUUUUCCAUACAGAUUCUGGAAACAAUAAAGGUCGUAUUAAUUUUCUACAGUUUAUGCGAGUUUUAUCUAAAUUUAGACUUAUUAAACCACAUAAAGAAAAUAAACAGAAUAAUCAUAUGGAAAAAAUAAAAUUUGCAUUUGAUAUGUAUGAUGUAGACAAUGAUGGUAUGAUAUCUAAAGAUGAAUUAUUAAUUAUAUUACAUAUGAUGGUUGGAGCCAAUAUCAGUGAAGAACAAUUAUCUAUAAUAGCGGAUAAAACAAUAUCUGAAGCUGAUAUUGAUGGAGAUGGAUUAAUUUCAUUUGAAGAAUUCAGUAAAACCUUUGAGAAAUCUGAUAUUGAAAAUAAAAUGUCUAUCAGAUUCCUAAACUAGUCAAGACUGACCAAUUCAAACCAUUCCUGUGUCAUAUACUUUUUUUAUACUUAGAAAUAAUGCUUUAAGAGUGAAUCUAUAUAUUAUUUCAUAUCAAGACCAAAUAUUUAAUAUGUACUUUUUUAUCAUUAUUUUAAUUAUAAUGAAAUUUAUUGUAUGGGAUUUAAAGUAAAAUAAUAUUUUUUUAAACAUUGUAUAAAGUUUAUAAUUUCAAAUUAUACUUGGUUUAGACUUUAUUAUUUUUUAUAAAUAGAUAUUUUUAAAUACA
Messenger RNA from Daktulosphaira vitifoliae (grape phylloxera), 1179 nucleotides. It is a transcript of the gene elm, whose product is annotated as calcineurin B homologous protein 1. Bases 336 to 911 code for a protein of 191 amino acids. Lineage: Eukaryota; Metazoa; Arthropoda; Insecta; Hemiptera; Phylloxeridae. The record is from RefSeq and is a predicted model, not a curated record. Gene Ontology annotation, molecular function: calcium ion binding. The transcript is spliced from 4 exons.